Colossoma macropomum (tambaqui) is the source of this 1836-nucleotide messenger RNA. RefSeq lists its product as uncharacterized. The record is from RefSeq and is a predicted model, not a curated record. The transcript is spliced from 6 exons. The coding region runs from base 255 to 1226 and encodes 323 amino acids. NCBI's taxonomy places the organism in Eukaryota, Metazoa, Chordata, Actinopteri, Characiformes, Serrasalmidae.
AGCUCGGCCAAUUUUAAUUAAGUGUACUGACCACCAGGUGAUUAGUUUACUCUUCUGUACUUCUCGUCUGUCCCACAGAGAGACACUCCCUGUACCACAUCUACACUGUUCACUACAGUUCGUCACAAAACACCAAUAACAUCACCAAGGUCACUGCUGCAGUCCUAUUUGAUGAUGAACAGGUAGACUACUUCAGUGAUAGCAAUGACAGGGUCUCGGAGCAGACAGAAGAGUCCUGGAGGAAUAGAGCAACAAUGAGGAAAGAGCAUCAGAUGUUUUUGAAUGAAUUUGAAGGUUUUAUCCACCUCCUGGAACUCAAUUCUAAAGAUGAUCACCACUUUAUAAAGACACGUGGCUGUGAGGUUGAGAGGUCCUCUAGUGGAGAUGCGACCUUACUGAACACUACAGAUGAAUACAGACUCAACGGAAAGGUUGUCCUCUAUUUAGAUGUUGACAAAGAUCAGUGGAUGGUCCUGGACAAUGAGUUCCUUCCAGUUAAAGUAAUGUGGGAUAAUGAACCCCAUCGUAACCAAGUCACCAAGGAUUACCUGCAGCAAAGGUGUAUGGAUAGACUCCUCAGUUAUCUGAAUGAUAAUGAUAGUGACAGUAAUGAGAUGUCAGGUCUCCCCAACCUGGGUGAUUAUGAUGAUGAAAGUGAGGACAGUUGGAUGAGAAGCAUGCCCCUCUACAAUUAUAGUGAUUUUAAAAUCAUGUACUGUUUUUCCGAAGUACGCCAUGUGCGCCAAGUUCUCUCAACCAAAAUGUUCAGCCUGACCAUUUUUAUUAUUAUUAUUAUUGUGAUCAUUUUUGUGCUGCACAGAAGAAGGACUGUUACUACCGCUAAAUACCUGUUUACUACUGGAGUGAUAACUUGGGUUCUUUUAAGUUUUAAAAAGAUGAUAAAAGCUGCAAAACCUCCAGGUAAAGAAGCUUCCAGAGAGGAUUCGAAUGAUGUUAGAGAUCUGUGUUCAGUGAUGGUGAAUGAAGAUCAGGAUGGAGGAGAUGCAGAAGAACCUGAGACUGAGGAUGAGGAUGAUGAUGGUAAGAACCUGGACAGAUGGACUACAGGACUGACCACAGCUGGAGGACAGCUCAGCUCUAGAACCGCCUCUCUCCCUGCGUUUGCAUCAGAGAGAAGCGAGAGCUCUGACCUCACAUCCACACCAGCACUCAGAGAAGAAGGAGAUCCCCUCAAUCUUAAAGUCACAGCUCAGCAAAACAUCUGAUUUACCCCAUUGGUCCAGAUGUAGCUGAUCAGUUAAGACAUGUUUGGUGUCUGAACGUUGCUACUUUAGUUUUAGCUGAAGCAUUUUCUAAGGAAUUCAUUCAAUAACUACAAUAUAUAAUGUAAAAAUAUGUUACAUGAUUGUGUUUUAAGCUCCAAAAGUUAGUAUUUAAACUAGAGCUGUAUAGUAUUAAACUCUGUGUGAAAUUACGUACUGUUAACUUGGCACUAAAAUCACACUGUAAAACCCAUAGAGACUAAAUCCAACUUACUGGAUAUAGUGUGUGGCAUGCGCCCGUCCCCUGGGUCCCGAUGAUGGCCACGAGAGCUGGCAGGAAAGCAGGGCCCGAACUCCAAGUGAGGAUGGAGACCCACGAGGGGGAGAACAGCGAGUGUGUGGGGGACGGCCCAUGACUCCCGAGCCCCGCCUCCUGGUGCCGCCUCCGGUCCCACCCCGGUUGCCUUACGUUUGCAUACCAUGCCCCCAAGCUCCCCUUCAAACGUGCCGCAUAUGGCAGAUGCCAAAAUAUCUAUAAUUUAAAGAACUGUAAAAGAAAGCAUUACCAAUUUGUCGGCAUCAAUUCAUCUGAAAUUGCAUUAUAUAUUUUGUU